Hydractinia symbiolongicarpus is the source of this 4819-nucleotide messenger RNA. RefSeq lists its product as uncharacterized. Bases 160 to 738 code for a protein of 192 amino acids. The record is from RefSeq and is a predicted model, not a curated record. Lineage: Eukaryota; Metazoa; Cnidaria; Hydrozoa; Anthoathecata; Hydractiniidae. The transcript is spliced from 3 exons.
AAUAUAAUGUUUGUUUUUGUAGUUAUGCAACCAAACCAUGAUUCGAUUCAGUAAUUGAUUGUCUUGUUACAUUGCAAUACAUACAGAAGGUGUUUUGAAUAAAGUAGAAAGACGAAAUUUUUUAUCAUCCAAAACACGCUGUUGUCCUCAAGAAGAAGGAUGGCGUUGAUUCAUUUUAUAAUUUUGUUAUCUGCAUGCCAAAUAUUUCACGUUGAGGCUGGUAUAUAUACUCCACAUGAGAAUUUACCUGAUGGUGUUAUAACAAAAUACUUAAAAGGGAAAACUGAAGUAAGCUGUUUGCUGCAAUGUGAAAGAGAUGGAAAAUGUGAUGAAGCCAUGUUUAAGUUGAAUGAUAAACAGAGAAGAAGUGGCGAGUGCUGGUUUGUGAUGAAGAAAAUAUCUAACGAUACUAAAAAUGAAAUAAAAGACAUGAGACAGGAUAAAUCUAUUAAAAGCUUUAAAAAGCUACCUAUAUGUGAUAAGACUCCAUGUUAUUUUGGAACAUGUGUGAAAACAGACGAUUCUAAAGAAUACAAAUGCAAAUGUAAAGAUAAAUGGACACUCAUACAGAGAAACGUUUGCUUCGGAGCACGGCUAAACGAAUUUGGGAAAUUCAAAAUACCGCACAAUGCAGUGAUGAACGGUAUAAAAUUGCAACAUGUUGGUGUAAGUAGUCUAAAAUGCGCUGAUGACGCCAUACCAUCAAAAUGGAGUUGCGACAAAUCGGUGGCUUCUUGAAAUGGUUGGUGUGUUUAUUACAGAUGAACAAAGGAACAUACUUUACCCAUCCACGGAAUAUUAUGUCCAGGACGGUUACUCUUCCAUACCAGGAUACAACGGCAACUCAACCUAUGUGAUUUUCAAUUCCUCAAAUCACAUUGUUUACAAAGGACAAGAGUUAAGGUUAUAUUUUGGUGAAGCAUUCUAUAAUUUUUAUACUGCCGAUAAUAGUGGGGAAUCCUGUUGCGAUAUAUAUGCCAUUUAUUGUGAUCCAUAAACAAAGCAAGACAUACCUUUUCUGUGAAAUGAAAUCCGUAGGAACUAGUAAAUUCUUUGCCUACUUUUCUGACACAUGGUUUUUGGAGUUAUGAGAAUAUGAGUGGGAAAUACACAGGAGAGAGCUUAUUUAAGAGGCUUUUUAAAGUUGUUGAAAGACUUUAAACGUUCAAAAACUUUUUUAAAAAAAACUGAAUAUCCAAACAAAAAAAGGAAAACUUUUACAAGCUACUACAUGUUUAUGGAAAUGUUGGGAUGCGACUCAGCACCCAAUUUUAUACUUAAAAGUAUUAAUUCUACUUUUUUUAAAGCAUGAACCCGAUAUUUACUACGCAUCCUGCCAACCAUUAAAGCACUGCACAAUUUUAACCUGAAUUUGCGUGGCUUUCGAACCACGUACUUUUUGUGCUGGCAUUGACGUUUCUUUAGGCUUCUCUUUUUACAGGAUUUUUUUAUAUCAUUGAAAAUACAUGUAAAUAAGAAUUAGAGACGAGGCUAGUCACCAGUUUAUUUUGCUUCUCUUUUUAAUUACUUUUUGCCAUUACAUAUGUUUUCAUAGAAAUUCAGUUUGUUUGAUGUGUUUAUUUGAUUUUUAGAACCUCUUUUAACGUUUUGAGUAAUCCAGCUAAUGAUGAACUGGUUCCUUAAGAACACUGUGCUUUGGAGUUUAAUAAAGAUAGGAAGUUAAGGCUCCCCCGUUAUCAUUCAUUUUUCUCUGGUAUUCUGCUCAGCAGGUAUAUCAAGCACUAAAAAACGUAUAAAAAAAUUAUUUGUAUUAAAGAGCUAAGGCAGGUUAGCACGUAUAGCAUGCCAGCCUUGUUAAGCAUGUAAGGAUUGAAGGCAUAUAAGCAGACAAUGCAUUUGUUUUUAAGCACUUUAGAGAUUUUUGUGAUUAUGUGAUGCUUUUUUUAAAACAGAUUUUAGAAGAAUGUUGUGGAGAACAGUGUAUAUAAAAACAAUGGGUUUUUUAUUGUUAUUUACGGCACUUUAAUUUAUUAGCCAAUUUCUUUUUUUUUAGAUCUUUACACGUGUAUGUUCUUUAGGAUGUGCUUACAGUUAAAGAUAUACUUUAAAAGAACUCCCAUGUUUUUUUAUAAAUGUGCAUAUAUUGUUUCACGUUGUAUUUUUUAUUUUUCUUAUAUUGUGCUAGAAAAUUUGAAGUUCUUUCUACCACCAGAGGACGAAAAUAGAUAGAGUGGCUUUUAUUUAUCCAUGCAAAAUUAAACGUUAGCCUUACCAAUGGGUUGCGGCGAUGUUAAUAACAUUAAAAAUAUUAAAGUUCAUACGUUCUCACUUCCAACUCUUGCAUUCAACUUAUGAUGAAUGUACACCCAGAAUUUAAAAAAUUUAGAAGAUUAAAACAACAUUUGAAAGUACUUCAAUAUACCUCGUUCCCAGAGUAUUUUGUCUUUUUAGGGCACAAAGGACCCUGAGGAGACGAGGGAUGCUAAAACAAAAAAUAAAUAUUUUAAAUAUUUUUGCAAAAAGAGCAGUGGCAAUAAAAAAAAGAGAGAUAUAUUUUUUCAAGGAUGAAUUUUAAAACCUGUGCUUAAACUAUUUUGUGAAGAUACGGCAUUGCUCAGGUCAGAGGGGACCCGGGCUAAGUCUUCUCAUUUUACCUAUAAUUAACUAGUGGUCUUAGCUUUAAGCUAUGAGUUAUGAUGUACUCCUUUUAUUGAGCUAUCCUUAGCUAGAGUUCUACUCUUACUUAGGGGUCUGAUUUUUAAGCACAAAUUAUAGAAGAUGUAGCUAACUAGCAAUAAAACUUAGGAUUAGUGUGCAAACACUUUUAAAAUGCUCAUUUUUUCACAUUUUUUGUAAACUUUCAUGGAAAAGGGCUACGUGUGUGUGUGUUAAGUUUUUUGUUUUUAUUGUUCUGUUUUUGACAUUUCCUCUUGAAUUUGAUUCUGCAUGCAAUAUACCAAUAUAAUUGUUUUUUUGUAAAUUCUUUAAGACAUGUUUACAUUAGGGGGAGGGGGGGGGGGGGUUAGUUUUUUUACGUUUUGGGUUAAAGUUUUUUAAGAAAGAUGGGCAUGGUUGUCCAUUUAUGUUGUUCGUGUUGCAAACUGCUUUUUUUAUUUUGUGUAAACUGUUGUGGAAAUGGAUAAUUUAAAUAUACAAAUGUAAUACUAAAAAGUCGUUUUUUCUGCAAACAUACUUCACUGUAAGUUGUUGUGUAAGCUGAUGUUAUUCAUAUUGUGUGUAUUUAAUGUUUUUUUGGGGAGAACUGUAUGGUGAUGUCAGUUUUGCUGGGAGAGAAUUCAAAGGUUUCACUUUUUUGUUUUUGUGGAGAAUUUUACAGCAUUUUAAUUUGAAAUACCUUGCAAGGAAUAAAUUGAGAGUCAACAAAAAUCAGUUUUUAACGUUAUUUUCAAUGCUAAUAUUAAAAACCACUGUUUGAAAAGCAUUAAAACUUAAAUUUAGAAAAAUUAGUCAUUUCUGUACGUUAUUGUCACAUUUUUAUGGGCAUUAAAUAAUGCAGUUUUACAAAGGGUUUUUGUUGAUUUGGAUUUGCUCCUUAGAAACCGUUCUGUUUUACACUUUGUGUAAACUUUUGAGAGGAAGUACUAUUAUAAUAAAAAUGUUUGUUCAUUUCAAAUUUACUCCUUUUUCACUGCAAUGUUUUACAUUUUAGUCUAAAAUGUUUGUUAAAGGGCAGUAUGGAUCAUCAUACAAAAAAACAAGAUAUUUUGUGUUGACUUUUGUUGGUUGAGUUUUAAAUUAUGUGUAAAUUUUUGUGGCAGCGGGUGGCAUGCAACCGAAAUGAUUGAUUUUUCUAAAUUUAAAUUUGUUGUUUUCCAAACAAUAUGGGGAUUGGGUAUUUUUGUAUAAGCUUUUAAGGGAAAGACAAUAUUUAAAAUGAAAAGAAUAAAAGAACCUACUUUUAUUCAUUUGUGUUCUUGCAGACUUCUUUUUGACAUUUUAGAUUAAAACAUUGAAGAUUUUUUAACAUAAUCACUUAUAAAAUGUACAUAUUUGAGAUGCGUUAUUUCUGUUUCGUUGCUGUAACUUUCUAUAAACUAGAUUUUACAUUUUACAAGCCGUUCUUCUUAAUUUUGUGUGGGAGAUUUAAUGCGAUUUUACAUUUGACAUUGUGCCUAACAUUUUUGCUCUAUUAGAAAUUACACCUUGCAAACAUACUUUUUUUUGACAUUUAUAAAUUUUUUUGGUAAAGGGCAGUGUAAAAUGUACUAAAAUAUUUUCUGUGGUCAUUAAAAUUCAUAUGGCAAAUAUUUUCCAUUGUCUUUCCUUCUAGCAAAGUUGAUUUCACCAUCGCCUAUUAUAUUAAAACAUUAGCCCGUGGAAAAAUCCACGGGUUCGCCCGUCCUUUAAAUUUACCCGUCGGAACAAAAUGGUUAAAAAUAUAUCGCAUUUGAUAUUCGUGUUUCGUAGCAUGAUUGAAGAAGCCAUUACAAUUCACUUAAAAGUUUGAGGCCAAAUAACUUGGAAAUAUAUGCUUUUAGGCGUACUUCGAAGGCAUAUGAUCUUGUACAUUAUUUUUAUCUGUAUACGUAUAUGCUUGUAUAUUCUACACUGGCAUUUUUUUCUUGACAGAAUUUAGACUAAACGAUAUUCCCACCUAAAGUUAUUAUCAUGGUGGUAGCUAUGUCUCAUUUAAUUCAGGUCGUAAGAUUAUUUUACAGUAGCAAAAACAGAUUAAAUGUAAAAGUAUAAAAACUUUCAACUAUGACCCUACAAUCUCAAAAGACGGUAAAGGAAAAGCUUGCAAAUGAAUAAAUUCUUAAUUGAACUUUGUGAACUUGCGCAACCAAAAGAAAUGAGCUACAAACCUCCAUAAAACUAGUGAGACAAAAUGCCCCUC